AGCAUUUUCCCAACAACAAAUUUAAAGUGUUUAAUAUUAAAAUGAUUAUAAUACGGAAUAUAUCGGGAGGAAAGCAAUUUAAUUUAUGUUAAAAUAAAUAAAUAUUUUAUACACAUAUAUGAGGCGCUAAAUAAAAAUUCCUAGGGAAUGAAACCAAAUCGAAGCUUUUCGUAGACGCAAUUAUUGCGUAAAUCAAAAUUGAAUAGAAAUAGUAUACAUCUGUAUGUACACUGAAAGAUGUUUUUAAUGAGGGAAAAAAACGUGUUAUAUACUCGGACUUACAUUGAAACAGCAAUAAACCGGAAGAGAAAAGAUAUUACGUUACCACCACUAAGGUAUUAGUCAGAAAAAGCCUAAAAAUAAAUACUGCAUACUUUACAUUAACCGUUUUAGAGUCCCAGAUACGUCUGAUAGUUGCUAUAUUAUUUUCCGUCAGUCUCGUUUACUUGUAUGUAUGGUUAUACAUAUGCGCAUUUUUAAUGCCUCAGUUCGCUACAUUUUAGUGCUUUGCUAAAUAUGUAUGCUUUGCUAAUAUAUGUAUAUGCCAUUUUAAUACCAUAUUAUACAUACAAAUGUAUAUCAUAGGACUCCUUUUAGGCAUACUUUUUCUGCUAGACGUCUGUUUUCAUCCACCAAAUAUUUCACUUUCCUCGUAGCAUCAUUUAUCUCGUCUCACUUCCUACAAAUUCACGCACAGUGUUUUGCUUUGUUACGUACAAUAUUUAUCGGUGUUCUAUGAUUUCUCAGAUGUUUUAUCCUGCUUUACUAUACAUAUGCUUUCAUCCCAAAUGUUCGUAUGUAGUAUUACUUAGUGAUGCUGCCAUUGCUGCGUUUUGUCGAUUCGAUUUUUCCCACCAGCAUAGCAGUUGAAUUGCUAGCCGGUCACAUAUUCAAGGCACCCCAAAAAGAGACAACAACCCUCAAUGAUGAGAGACUUCUAUGUAUGUUUUGUAUGUAAUAAACUAAAUUUAGCAAAAAUAUGUACGAUGCACAGUACUGACAAUUUGGUAGUCAGUGCCGCAACGUUCAAGGCAUCGAUUGCUAGAUAGAUUUCCUCAAGAGUUUUAUACCAGAUCAUCGUUUUGAUUUUAUACCAGUUCAGAGAUGCUAGAAAAUAGUAUAUAUUGUAGCGAGAAGGAAUUCAAUUGCAGAUGUGCCAAAAAUACUCUUUUAAUUAAGUAAAGCUUGCAAUAGUAAAGUUAAAUCACUCCAAUACAACUAUUGAAACAAGAAAUAAGUUAAAAAUAUAGUUAUUCGCAAACACAUUCUUAUUAAUAUUGUUGUUAUUGUACUGGCAAUUACGUGGUGAAAAAAGUUACGAUUAAUUCAGCUAUAAAGUGUUGAAUUAAAAGCAGCUAAAAGGAAUACGCUACACGCACCACUGCAACUAUAAAAACGUCAAACUGUGGGGUUCAGGAGCAUUUUUUCUUCCUCCUCAAGGAAUGUAUUAUCCGCACGUGGUGCAGGCCGGUGUUGCGCCAUUUCCAGGCGCUCCUACUGGCUACCCAUCAACCGGUGCGCAGGUAGGCGUUGCCAAUCCUGACAAUCUAUCUAUGGGAGUUGCGGCCAUCAAAGCUGACCAGGUGUCACAAAUGAAGACUGAGAGUGGAGCACAGAUCUCAGGAAGUACAAAUGCAGCCACGUCAACUUCUGGUGUGCAGCUUUAUAUGCAACAGAAGAAAACAAAUCUGCCAACGGUGACAUCGCAGUUCAACGGCUGCAAUGUUUCCAUCACAUCACCUUCAACAGUAACGACGACGCCAGAGGUAGUUAUGAAUUCGCCUUUGUUAAGCGGUAUUCCGGCGCAACAGCAUAAUGGCGGACUUGGGAUUGCGCUUAGCAAUGGAUUGUCGCCCGUCCUAAAUGGUUAUGAAAACAAUCACCAACAGAUGCAACAGCAGCAAUUGAAAUUGCUACGUCACCGAUCUAGUAUCCACCACGCGCACCAAAUGCACCAACAACCACAGUCGCAAACGCAGUCACAACCAUCGGCGGCAACGUCGACGCCACCGGCAACAUUGACGAUUACGUCAUCACAACCGCCGUCGCAAAGUAUUGUUCUAUCUUCAGUAUUGAUCCAAAAUGAUCCUGAGCUGAAUGUUACUCAGCAACAAAUGCAACAACAAUGCAAUGCAAAUAGCUCCAGUGGAGGGUCCGGUGGUGGAAACAGCACUAUUACGUCGAUUUCCAACAAUUCUGGAACAGUUGGAUCUACAGUCACAGCCACGACUAGCAACAGUACAAAUAGUUGCAUAAGUAAUCAGAACCAACCUGUAAACGGAAACAAUGUAGCCAGUGGAGCAGUCUCGUCAGGGGACAUAGCCACUACCGCGAAUGGCGCCUCUACAUCCUCACCCACCAUCACACCUGGAAACUCAGAUGAUUUGCUAGGAAGCACCCACCAACAACAGCUUAUUACUGGAAUGGGAGGCAGUCCAGCCGCUGUCGGCACUGCGGCAACCUCUACCACCUCUACUUCAGUUGCUUCCGGAGCACUAGUCUCAACAAGCACUACUGCCAAUGUCGCCACCACUGGUUUGGUACCUACUAUUAUGUCCACCCCACAGAUGGUUCCCGGCUCAGUUGACUCUGGCUCGGUAGUGUCGCCAUUGGUAAGCGGAGCGAGCACUUCUCAGGUCAUCGCCUGCCUCAACGCGGCUGGUGUUGGCACAAGUGGUGGAAUCAUGACCUCUGCCGUUUCAUCGACUCCAGUUGCCACUAGUCUCACUUCGGCCCUAGUUCCAUUAAAUCAACAGCAGCAGCAACAAACUAUUAUUGAUUCUAAAAAUCAACCGAAACGUUUACAUGUUUCGAAUAUUCCAUUUCGAUUCCGUGAUCCUGACCUACGCGCUAUGUUUGGGCAGCAAUUUGGAACGAUAUUAGAUGUGGAAAUCAUUUUCAAUGAACGAGGCAGUAAGGGCUUUGGCUUUGUAACGUUCGCAAAUAGCAACGACGCUGAACGAGCUCGCGAACGUCUUCACGGCACUGUGGUUGAGGGACGUAAAAUCGAGGUGAAUAACGCUACAGCUCGAGUACAAACCAAAAAAGUAACUGCUGUUCCAAAUGUUGUACUGACAAAAGACGGUGCCGUACCGGCCCCAGCUCUAGUGUGUGUUCAAUGGCCAGAAGCCACUGUAGCAGCCGCUGCCGCCAUGCGAGGCGUAGCAAUCCAUCGCGGUCAUAUGGGAGUUGUAGGUGGACCAUUCAACCCCGCUUUGGCCGCUGUUGCUGUAGCCGCACAGCAGCAACAACAUCACCACCAUCAUCAUCAGGCACACCAUCAUCCACAUCAUGCGCAACAAACCGCACACCACCAAUUAGGAUUGCAACAGGCAUUGCAAGUGCAAUCAGCAGGCGGGACCAACCAAGCCCACGCAGUAGCUGCGAUUCAGACCAGCGCUGCUCAACAACAACUGCAUUCAAUAGCUCAUUCAGCGGCCGCUGCAGCCAACACGCCCCAGGUAGCCAACGCCGCUGCUGCUGCUUAUGCUGCACGUUUGGGUGCUACAGGUGCAGCCACUCAAUCGCCAUCCGCUGCAGCUGCUGCAUCCAUAGCCGCCGCGGCAAAUGCAGCAGCUGCAGUCAAUGCGGCUGGUACCGCUUUACACGGAUUCACACCCGUCUACUACGAUCCCUUCCUAGCAGCUGCUGCAGCUUCCGCUGAUCCGAAUCUGCGAUUCCAGGCAGCCAAACCGGUCGCAGAAGUUCCAGCCGCACAGCCAGCAGCCAUAUUAAAUCGCCGCACUGUGACAACGCUAAACAGUUCCCCACAUACGAUCAACCGCAUUCCGGUACCACAAAACGUUUUGGCCACAGCUCCGCUUCUAAAGACUCCACUGUCACAAGCACAGCAGGCGUACGCAACAGCCGCCACCACAUACACAGCGGUGGCCGCUAGGGCGGCAUAUGGCGCUGCAGCCGCCGCUGCACAGCCGGCUUUAGCUGGUUACGCUACUGUUGCUGGAUAUGCAACAAGAGAGUAUGCGGACCCCUAUUUAGGACAUGGUAUCGGACCAGUGCCCGGCUAUGGUGCAACUAUGUAUCGUGGUGGAUUCAAUCGAUUCGCACCUUACUAAUGAGAGAAAUGGACAAUGCAAUGUACCACUGGCUGCUGACUGCAAGUCAACGCAGCUAUACUCAACUUUUGCAAAUCCGGUCACACAAUUUUACACAUAAUGUGGAACUAAAUUAAAGAUUAUUAUAUAAGAAAAAAGGUUUUAUGUUACAUUAAGAAGAAUAUGAAAUCGUCGAAAUGCUCAAGAAAUAUUACAAUUUUUAAUUAGCAACCAAAAAUACUCAUGCAAAGCGUAAAAACAAUGAGAUUAAAUCAAAUAUUCAGUGUAUAACAAAGCAAAUAUAAUAGGAAAAAGAGUUGAAGAUUAGCACAUAUACAUGCAUAUAAGAUAAAGGUAUUGAGCCAAAAAAAUACCAACAAUUUAAAAAUUUAAUAAAGUAGUUGUUAAAUUGAAUGUCGUCCAACCAAUAUUUAAAAAUAUGAUAUAUACGUACAUACAUACAAAUACUAGUAAGUGAGAAAACAUAAGCCAAAAGAUUAAUACAAAGUAAUAUCCAAAAGCAAACAAAAACAGAAUAUCCGGUAUUGGUGAAAUUGUUUAGCCGAUUAUCAUUUAUUUGAUUAGUUGGUGAAUUAUGGACAUCAUAGAAAAUAUUCAUAAAAAUCAAAGUCACUCUUUAAUUUGUGCAUAAAAGCAUGCAUUGCUUUAGUGUAUUCAAAUUAUAAUGAGAAAUGUUUGCAAUUAUGCAGCAUAGAGAUUCAUUAGUUUAUACAUAUAGUACACAUGCGACAUAUGUCAAAUGUAAAUUUACUUAUACUACAACAUCUAAAUUCAUAAAGCAACAUUUUAAAACUAAUUAUAAUAUAUUUAAAGACCAUGAUGAAAUUUUUUUUUACCCGAUUGUACUUCAUAUAAAUCGAAGUAUGACACAUUGUCAUUUAAACUAUUUUCCUUCAUCGCUUACUCAUUCACAUUGGCAGCUUAUUUCCCAGUAAUUGCUUUAUUCAAAUAUCUAUUUGAAUUGGUCAAUAAGCAAAUUUAAUGAUAUAAAAUAAUCGACACUUAAACAUAUCCUAAUUAGAAAAGAGAUAAUUUCAAUAUUUCUAAAAAAUGAAAACUUUCUCUCUUAAAUAUACAUAUAUUCAAAGUCUUGAAUAUUAUUGCAAAAAAGUGUUGUAUUUACUUGUGAUAAAAAUACAAAGAAGUGAAUAUCCGAAAAUCACUUCCAUUAUAAUUUAGUUUUCCAAACAACUGUACUCAAAAUAUGUACUCCGAUAUGCAAUCAAAUACCUUCCUGAAACAAUUUAAAAAUCGCCCAUGAUGGAGUUGUUAAAAAGUAUUUGCUCAAGAAAUAACGACUUAAGUAAAAAUUUAUAUAAUGUUAUUUAAAUGUUCACGAAUGCAGCUAUGAUAUCACAAAUUUUGAGAGAUCAAUUAUAUUUCUUGUUUUUAAAUUUAUAAAAUAGCGUUCUGAAAAAAUUGAACCAAAUUAUUGUAUGCAUUGUAUGUAUUUUAAUAAGUGUGUUUGUGCUUUGCUUUCGCACCAUUUAAAUAAAUAUCCGAACUCUUCCGAUACAUCGCUGAAGGACACUCAAAGUGAAUCAAAUUUGCUCAAAUUAUUUUCAUACAAAAUAUAUAAACGACAUAUAGUAUACCCUAUUGUAUCCCUUAGAUUUGACUUGGGAUAUUAACAUGUCAAAGUAGCGUUUAUGUAAGUAUAUAAUCCGUUGUAUACAAUUUUUUUUUUUGACAUGCAGUCAUCAUAUCAGGCUGUAAAUGUGAUGUUUUUGGCACACAAAAUGGUUUUAAAAGGUCAAAUUGAAACGAAAAAACAAACAGAUUAAAAGCACAAGUAGGAUCAAAAUAUACGCAUAAAAAACUUCUCUGCAAUUUUUUUUAAUUAUAAAGUGAAAGAAUACAUGCAUCAAUAUAUUAUAUGAGUAAGAAAUUUGUACAAGUAUAUUUUAAGAGUUGAACAAUUUAAAUGACCAAAAAUAAAAUUUAGAAGUAUCUAAAAGUAUUUAUGAAUCACGCAAAAAUUCGCGCAAAUUAUUAGUAUUAAGUGAUUUUUAUGGAUUAUUAUGAAUGGCGAUACACAUGUAACACUAUUUACACACACACAUCAUCUGAACAAAUAUCUAGAUAAACCAGUUUGCAACAACGUUUAUUAAGUAACGCCAAGUUACAAAAAAAAAAAAACUAAGAUCCAUAAACGUAAAAAUAUCAUUGAAAUUAUUUUUACUAUGAAUAUUUUAUUUUAUUUUUAUAAAUUAUUUUACUUGAAGCCAAAGUCUAAUAUUUUAGUUAAACCUUCUAUAUGAUUAGUUUGUAGUGUGGUUACUUUAGUAUUUAUUUUAAAAUGUUUUAAAAUUGAAUAAUGAAUUUUCAAAUUCACAUUAUCAGCGAAUGCAAUGCAAUCGAAAAAUUCUAAUUUCAAUUCACAAAUUUGUUCCAUAUUUAAAUAGUAAUUGAAAUAUAAUAUAUAUAUAAUCGCAAGAUUUAUGUUGCAAAAUGCUACAUAUACAUACAUACAUAUGUCUGUAUAUGAAUGCAUUAAAAGUUAAAUCAAAUCCAUUUAUUGCCAAAUAAAUAGCUUUUAAUUGAAAACAUUAAGUAAACAAAGAUGAAAAAAUGAGAAUCUGAGAAGUCCCAAUAGCAAUCAAUUUAAAAAUUAUACUUAAAAAAUCAAAUCUUUGCAAUUUUUUUACGUGUGCACAUUGGUAAUUAUAUCAAUAGGCGUUCGAAACGUUUGCUCUGCACAGUAACUUAAAAGCUUAAAUUUUAAUGUUUUGUCAUUUGGACCUUUAAAUGUUAUAAAUAUAAUUUUUUAUUUAAAACUGUUAUACGGGGCUAGGAAUAUUUAUCUAUGAGCAUUCUCGUCAUUAUUUGUAAGAUUUUUCACCAUCACAAUCGACUCAAUCUUUAUGCAAUUAUUUUUUUCAAGAAUUAUUAGUAACACGCAAUUUGAAUAAUAUUGCAGAAUUCUGUUGAAAAGUUGCACAUCACCGUUUUAAAACAAUAUUAAGCAAAUUGAAACCUCUAACUAGCUCUAAGACAAUUUUUAAGUAUCUAAGCAAGUAUUGAUUGCAAUACAUACUGUUUUAAAAUACAAAUACACAAAUUCAAGUUAUGAGUGAAACAUCAUGAAAAUAAAAAAGCUCGAAAUUAUUAUAAGAAGAUCGUAUGAAAAUAAAAGUAAAUAUAAUACUCACGUAGGCAUACCAUUAGAAGUUAAUACAAAAAAUGUUGAUUUCAAGUGAUUUUAAUUGAUAAUAAUUAUAUCGAAUCACGAAGGUAAAUAUUUUGUAGUAAAAAGUGCAAAAUCAUGCUGUAAAAUUAUUAAAGAGAACAUCGUCUAAAACAAUACGAUGAACGAGUAUAUGAAUUAUAGUAUAGAAUUGUGGAAAUUACUUAAAUGUUAGAUCAAAAAACAAAUGUGCUGAAUUAAGAAUGUUUGUUCAACAUUUUAUUAAAAUAGUAAAUUACGAUUGCAAGCAUAUUCAAAAUAUGGAAAAUGAAUAAUAAUAAAUUUAGAGCGUAAAAUGUGCCAAAUUGUAUAAAAUGUUAUAAUAUAUUGUACUUCUUCAUAUCUAUUGUGUCCCUAUAGCUGUAUUAAUCGGCUGAAAAACAUUGAAAGGGCAAUUUAACAUUUGCAAUUACUCCACUAUUGUCAGAAUGUAUUCGAAAGUAAAUUAGAUUUCUUUUAAUAAGUUCUUAUAAUUUUCAUAUAUACUCUUAUUAAACUUAUUUCAAGCAUAUGAAAAACGCAUAUAUAUAUUAUUUGAAUUAAAAUAACACAUUCUUGAUUUAAAGUACUAAAGACUCUUCUGUAAGCAAUCAAGUGCUCAUAAGGAUGAGACUCGGACAACACAAAAUUAAUUUGCAACCAAAUGAAAAACUCUUAAAAACCAUUUUUAAUAAUGUUUGCAUAUAAUGGCACAAUAACUAAUUUUGUUCCCAUUUGCUAUUGGUCCUAUAUAAUCCAUCAUUUUUCAAUUUGUAAGGUUGUGAACUGUGAAAUUUUUCAAAGCAAAGACACAAAUAAAUAAAUAAAUGAAGUGAAAAAUGAAAGCAUAUCUCUGAAUAAAAAGGAAAAUUAAUCGAGAGUAACGA
This is a messenger RNA of Bactrocera dorsalis (oriental fruit fly), 8129 nucleotides long. It is a transcript of the gene Rbfox1, whose product is annotated as RNA binding protein fox-1 homolog 2. Gene Ontology annotation, biological process: nervous system development; regulation of alternative mRNA splicing, via spliceosome. Lineage: Eukaryota; Metazoa; Arthropoda; Insecta; Diptera; Tephritidae. Bases 1443 to 4076 code for a protein of 877 amino acids. The transcript is spliced from 17 exons. Gene Ontology annotation, cellular component: cytoplasm; nucleus. The record is from RefSeq and is a predicted model, not a curated record. Gene Ontology annotation, molecular function: mRNA binding.